AUGUGCGUGCGUGCGUGUCUGGAAACCAGGGUAAACCCAGGACCCCCACACCCGGUGCUUCUUGCUGGGAUCCUGGGGGGGGCGCUGGUGGAGGGGGGCCCCUCGGGGCUGACCCCUACCCGCCAUGUCCCGCAGGUGCUGGCGGCCGAGGAGAACGUGGACUUCCGCAUCCACGUAGAGAACCAGACGCGGGCGCGGGACGACGUGAGCCGCAAGCAGCUGAGGCUCUACCAGCUGUACAGCAGGACCAGCGGGAAGCACAUCCAGGUGCUGGGCCGGCGCAUCAGUGCCCGCGGCGAGGACGGAGACAAGUAUGCCCAGCUCCUGGUGGAGACGGACACCUUUGGCAGUCAGGUCCGGAUCAAGGGCAAGGAGACAGAGUUCUACCUGUGUAUGAACCGAAAGGGCAAGCUUGUCGGUAAGCCUGACGGCACCAGCAAGGAGUGCGUGUUCAUUGAGAAGGUUCUGGAGAACAACUACACGGCCCUGAUGUCAGCCAAAUACUCGGGCUGGUACGUGGGCUUCACCAAGAAGGGGCGGCCGCGGAAAGGCCCCAAGACCCGCGAGAACCAGCAGGACGUGCACCUCAUGAAGCGCUACCCCAAGGGCCAGACCGAGCUGCAGAAGCCCUUCAAGUACACCACAGUGACCAAGAGGUCCCGCCGCAUCCGGCCUACCCACCCCGGCUAGGCCCCCCCGCCCGUCCGCCAGCGCCGGCCACACUCACACAGAACUGCGUCAGAGGAAUAUUUUUACAUAGAGAAAAAUAAUAAUAAUAAUAAGGGAGAGGCUCUAUUUUUGUACAUUGUGUUUCAAAGAGGACACACAACUGAACUUUCUUGACUCUUGGGGGGUGGAGGUGGGGGGCGUGUGAGGAGGGUCCUCCAGCUGACUUGACCCCCUUUUGGCAAAAGACUCAGCAGGGGUGACUGUCCCCCCCCACCCCGCCCCAGAGGAUCGGACAACGCUGGACUCAGGUCCCCCCAGGGGGAGGACUUGACGGAGGAACGCGACACUCAGAGAAACCAAAGUCAUUUUUUUAUCCCCCCCCCCAAGGUUCUGAAAGCAAAGAAAGAAAAAGAAGAAAAGAAAAAAAAAAAAAGGAAAGAGAAACAGAGGGAAAGCAAAGAUACUUCCCCCCAAAAGACUCCCCCACCACCUCUUUUCCUGCCACCCCCUUCCCCCCACUGUGCCCGAACUCCAACAAAAAUCGCUCUCUGGUUUGCAGUCAUUUUAUUUAUUGUCCGAGCUCCAAGCGGGUCCCCGGCACCAGUCCCAUCAGCCCGCCCGUUUGCAACGCUCGGAGCCUGGAGUCUGGAGGAUGCUGCUACAGCCUGCCCGCCUCUCUGACCCCGUGCGCCACUGAGAAGGGGCUAUUGUAAAGCCAGCUAUAUUAUAUAUGUUAUAUAU
Molecule: messenger RNA, 1410 nt
Organism: Erinaceus europaeus (western European hedgehog)
Lineage: Eukaryota; Metazoa; Chordata; Mammalia; Eulipotyphla; Erinaceidae
Gene: FGF18
Product: fibroblast growth factor 18
Exons: 3
Coding region: 1-690 (229 amino acids)
Biological process (GO): cell differentiation; positive regulation of cell population proliferation; positive regulation of gene expression
Cellular component (GO): cytoplasm
Molecular function (GO): type 2 fibroblast growth factor receptor binding; type 1 fibroblast growth factor receptor binding; growth factor activity
Source: RefSeq, a predicted model, not a curated record